Molecule: messenger RNA, 1422 nt
Organism: Lactuca virosa
Lineage: Eukaryota; Viridiplantae; Streptophyta; Magnoliopsida; Asterales; Asteraceae
Source: the annotation of a GenBank genome assembly
AUGGUACCCUUCAUUUCGGCACUUCCUUCAUCCAGUACUUCUUCCAUUGAAGAUCCACAACAAUGGGUUAAUCGAAUCAGCAAAACCUUCCAAAACAAUCUUCUUGUAGACACCGAUCUUCCUGUCUGCAUCUUCCAAGUACCUGAAAACUUCACUGCCGAAAAGCCCGAGUCAUACAUUCCUCAAACCAUCGGCCUGGGACCUAUCCACCAUUUCCAGACCCAGCUUUAUAGCAAGCGAGAACAGCUCAAACUUGAGACAGCAAAAACGAUGCUAAAACCCUACAGAAUCACAUCUGAUUUCACGGAAAUUGUGAUCGAGAGUCUCAAACAACUCAUCCCAGAAGUCCGCUGCUGCUAUGGUUUAUAUUUUGACGUCGAUGAUGAUACAUUAGCUUGGGUUUUCGCGUUGGAUGGUCUCUUUUUGCUCGAUAUGUUAUCAAAAGUAUCCGAAGGAGAUUCUUUGGAGUCAUUUGAAGAUUUAGUGAUGAUGGAAAACCAAAUCCCACUUGUUUUGUUAAUCGAAGCUCGAACUGCUCUUGAAGAACACUUAUCUGGUGACUGUAACCAUUCUUUUCUAACGAAUUUGUUGAUUAGAAUUUGUGAAACUCGAUCACCUCUUAAGUUCAGCAGGCGGAUAUCUCGACUUGAUCUUGAUAUAAACACCCGUGUCCAUUUGCUUGAUUGCAUGUACCAUUUGAUCGUAAACCAUAACGUAUCUGCAAAAAACCAGUUUAUUCGAAAUAACUUCUUGGAUGAUAUAUAUCUUGAAGAUGUUGAAAAUGCAGUACAAAUGGCAGGAGAUUUAUGUCCAGGAGCAAAUGCUGUCUUGCAGCCUCUUUUGCUCAUUAUGAAGUUACCAUGGGACAAGAUUAUUAGCUUAAUCAAGACAAUGAUGGGGGAAACCCCUGCAGUACUUGAAAUUGACAUCCCUUCAGCUUCGGAGCUUUCAAGAAUCGGAAAAGUUGAAUUUUGCAUGACUCCAGGAGGCAUUCGUGAUGUUGAAUUUGACGAUGAAACACUUACGUUUUACCUCCCGAUACUUUCUCUAAAACCUGAUUCAGAAACUAUGCUACGAAAUUUGGUGGUCUACGAAGGGUUAAUGUUCAAAAAUGGCAACUUUACUAACCUUGAUUUAACAGAAUAUGUGGAUUUAAUGUGUGGGAUUAUCGAUGGUGUUAAGGAUGUGAGGAUCCUUAGAGAAAAGCAUAUAAUCGAAGGUGAAUUGGAUGAUGAGGAAAUUGUGAAACUUUUUAAUGGGAUUACUAAAUCAAGCUUGAAAAAUGAAGAGGCUUCGGAGUUGCAAAAGACAGUUACUAGAGGAGCGUGUCAAGUUUAUGAAUGUAAUAAUCGUUUAGGGUUUGGGAUUGGUCGGUUGCUCUUUGGUGCUGACGUGGAAACGAACCGGUUGUUCGAUUAUUAG